UAAUACAGUCUCUUUCCUUUAAUGGUGAAAUUUGGCACACAAUCCUAAUAUGUUAUUUUCUUUCUUUUCAUUAUUAAUGACUCGUGUUUACUGACAAUCAUCAAUAGCAAGUGGUGGAUCAUUGUGACAGAUAAAGUAUACCCGUAUUCUUCUUCAACUCAUUGCAUCUCCGUUCUAACUCUCCCAUGAUAUCGGCCAAUCAAAACAAAGCCAAGAGGGAACAGAGUAUUUUACUCAUAAAUUGGGUGAUAAUUCAUGGUUAAUUACCACCAUCUCUUUCAUGUUUGUUUAAUUUUGAAUUAAGUGAUGACCCAACUAACUUAAAUCAGAUAAUUUCCCCCCACUUAUCUCGGCUGACCCAUAAACAAAAAACCCACUACAGUUUCUCAGUGCCAAAACCAUUUCUUCAGUUUCUUCUCUGUUUUUCUUCUCCUCUCUUCCAACUCCGUCCCGCGGCUGAAGAUGGAGGAAGAAGGCAUAAGAGCCUUCCGCUGGAAGUUCAGAGGAGAUGCCAAGACCCGAUGUGCAAGAUUGUUUUCUGUGUUGACGUCUCUUGUCAUGGUAGUUCUGUUCCUGUGGACCAUUUGGUCCGAAUCUGGAGUUGCAGACACGCCGGGGAUAAAGCGGGAGUCGAACAAUUGGGCAUUCUGCGUCGGAGUUCUGACUAUAGUUCUCGGUUUCUUGUUUUUGGCUGCUGGUCUUCCUUUACUUGCAAACUUGGUUAUGAAACUCUCAGAACAAUUGCAGAAGAAGCAGGAGGAGAUCAGGAAGCCUCAAGCUCAAGGGAAGCUGAAGACGAUAUGCAUCGUCAGCCGCAUGGUUGUGAGUAUCAUCGCAAUGAUCAUGCUGGCAUGGGCAAUCAACGCUGGAUUUAGGCUUGCAACUGAACCUAGAAGAGAAGGCAAAUAUUAUCCUCUAGCAUCCCCAGUUGGUGUCGUGACUAUCAUGUUUGGCUUCACUUAUUCUAUCAUCGGACUCUGCAUAAUUGCAGAGCUAGCAGUGGAGUUGAGAAAGCAGUUGCAAACGACAGAGAAAAAUGAAAAUGUUAAUCAACAAGUAGGCAAAAUAAACGUCAAAUUUUCUGUUUGACACUGCUAUAAUACACCA
Molecule: messenger RNA, 1107 nt
Organism: Pyrus x bretschneideri (Chinese white pear)
Lineage: Eukaryota; Viridiplantae; Streptophyta; Magnoliopsida; Rosales; Rosaceae
Exons: 2
Coding region: 463-1089 (208 amino acids)
Source: RefSeq, a predicted model, not a curated record